AUGAAACUUCCAAUCAAAUGGCUUGCACCGGAGACUAUCACUACGUUCACUUUUUCACUCAAAACCGACGUCUUCAGCUUCGGAGUUGUAGUGUUCGAGAUUUUCUCAGAUGGCGAAGAACCCUGGACGGGAAAAACAAAUGCUGAAGUUAAAGUUGCUGUAUGUGUCAUUUUGAUUCGAUUCAGUACUGAAGAGCAUUAUGAUUCUGUUACAAACGGUCAGUACGUGCAGUUGCCGCAAUGCUGUCCAGAGCCACUUCGGAUCUUUAUCUCUCAACGUGUUUUUACCACAGAUCCUUCACAACGAGCCAAUAUGUCCGAGGUGCGCUAUUUAUAA
Cylicostephanus goldi is the source of this 336-nucleotide messenger RNA. The record is from the annotation of a GenBank genome assembly. NCBI's taxonomy places the organism in Eukaryota, Metazoa, Nematoda, Chromadorea, Rhabditida, Strongylidae.